Dissoconium aciculare CBS 342.82 is the source of this 1013-nucleotide messenger RNA. RefSeq lists its product as uncharacterized. Gene Ontology annotation, molecular function: phosphatase activity. The coding region runs from base 51 to 863 and encodes 270 amino acids. The record is from RefSeq and is a predicted model, not a curated record. The transcript is spliced from 5 exons. Lineage: Eukaryota; Fungi; Ascomycota; Dothideomycetes; Mycosphaerellales; Dissoconiaceae.
ACUCAUUGCCCGCCGACCGGUAACACCUCGCCGACCACUGAUUUGCAACAAUGGUCACCGCAGCUGAGCUCCCGGCUAUGAACAAGCCAUUUAAGAACCCCAAGUUCAUUUUCUUCACGGAUUUCGACGGCACAAUCACACUACAGGACAGCAAUGACUAUAUGACAGACAACAUCGGGUUCGGUGGUGAGAAGCGUAGGCAAGGCAACAAAGAUGUGCUCGAAGGCACCAAAUCAUUCCGGGUGUCUUUCCAGGAGAUGAUGGAUUCCAUCAGUACUCCAUUCCCGGAAUGCAUCGACUAUCUGGUGAAGAACGUCAAGCUCGAUCCCUACUUCAAUGAGUAUUUUCAGUGGGCUCUUGAGCACAACAUUCCCACCGUGGUCGUCUCAUCAGGCAUGGAGCCGGUGAUUCGAGCUAUUCUCGAGAAAUUGGUCGGACCUGACCACGAGAAGCUGGACAUCAUCAGCAACGACGCGGUGGCAAGACCCGGAAAAUCGCUGGAGGACGAGAAUGGCUGGCAAAUUCAAUUCCACGAUGAAAGUGACUUUGGCCAUGAUAAAUCCCUGACUAUCCGCCCGUACGCACAACUUCCAGCUGAUGAGCGUCCGACGCUUUUCUACGCCGGUGACGGUGUAUCCGACCUCUCUGCUGCGCGCGAAACAGACCUUCUGUUCGCCAAGAAGGGUCACGACCUCAUCAGCUACUGCGUCAAAGAGGACGUGCCCUUUACAGUAUUUUCAGAUUGGUCGGACAUCCUGAACAAGGUCAAGGAGAUUGUUUCCGGCAAAACAAAUGUCCAGGACGCCGCCAAAGAAGGCUUCGAGCUUUACAAGCAAGGUGCAGUGGGUCUCGACAAGAAAUAGGCAGGUGGAUCGGGCCUGCAUUCAUCUGAUGGGAUGAUGCCAGUCUUUGGCAGACAUUCGUUGCCAAUGAAAAGCGGAGGGGAAAUUUGUCACAUAUCAAAUAGACACAGAUACAUUCAAACAGACAUUAAACAAUGUGGAAACCCUCGC